UCCUGAAAGGUGAGCAAAUCUCAGUCAGUCGCCGUUCCGCGAUGAUGCCGAAACUGUCUGCCAUGGAAGGCGGUGAAAACCUUCAGGAUCUGUAGAAAUGGAUGGAAUCGACACCGGCUAACAGGACAUAUAGUGAUAUCUUACUUUCCCUUUGGUUCUUUUGGUUGUAAGCUCGUUCAAAGAAAUACAUUGGGAAGGCAACAAGUUCCAUCAUGGAAUGCGUCGUGGUUGUCUUGUACGCUCUCUUGAAAAUGUCAAGUUUAGCCUAUGCCAACCAAGAAGAACCUGGUCUUAAUGAACACACCCUAGAUGAAAGACCUGUUCCUUCAAGCUCCUUGUCAUUACCAGUGUCGUCAAAUCUACCCAGAUUGAUCAACAGUACAACUAAAAGGCCUAUAAAACCAAAUUUCAAUACAGUGCAGGCUUCAAGUGGUUCCAUCAGUAUAAUAGAGACAACCAAAAUGGGCCAGUCACGAGCUUCAACAAAGAUCCUUGCACACACAAGCAUUUCAUUAGGAAAUGUGUUGACAAGCUCGUCACAAACUAGCACUGUUGAUAUGAAUCAGAGUCGUAACACUCCACAUGUGCAGGCAUCAAGUGAAGCUCAGUCUUCUCCUCAAUCAACUUUGAGAACUAUACCUAGUCAAAAGGAAGAUGUUUUGUCUACCUUACAUCUCUCUUCCAAGACUACUAAUUCCCUAUCACCAUCCCGCAAUCUUGUCAAACCACUGCUGUCUACAACCAGCAUUUUGGCUCACACUUCAAUUAUUGGAUCAGGUAUAAGUCCAUCAGAAUUGCCUGGUCAUAGUUCUUCUAGUAUGAUGACCAGAUCCACCGUGGUACCUACAGUUCGUGUUUCUAGGACUCAAAGCAUGGUUAGUCCAACCACAGUAUAUUCCACAUCUGCUGAGACAUCAUUGUACCUAAGUUCAAGUGUUUUGCCAUUACGUCCAACUACUUCACCUUCACCAGGUGCUCCAGACCCACCAGUCAUUCGGGAAACCAAUGUGUUAUCAGCUCACAAUGUGCUUAUCAACUGGAAUACAACAACAGGCCAGAUUGUUUCCAACUUUUCAGUGGAGCUGAGUUUGGAUUUUGUCACUUGGAAAAAGGCCGUGUGCAAUGGUUCUGUGCUGCCAGGGGAUUGUGUCGUAACACAGAAGGAAGCUGUGAUUAUACAGUUGAAGCCUUAUACAAACUACACAUUUAGAGUCAUGGCAAGAGGCCUUUUUGAAACAAGCAAUUAUAGUACAGAGAGUAAAAUGGUUCUGACUAAUCAAGCAGCUCCAUCUGGUGCUCCCCUAAGAACAGCAGCACACGCCAUUAGCUCACAAGAAAUUUUGGUUGCCUGGCAACCACCACCUCCAGAAACCCUAAAUGGCAAGUUACAAAAAUAUGAGAUCCAUGUUAGAAAGACAACUUCUUUACAGCCGACUACUUUGCCGUCAAGCAAAGUUGUUGCAACAACAUACACACUUCGUGGUGCUGGCUCAUCUGUUAUCAUGCCAAGUGGCAGAUCAUUGUUGUCAUCAUUUACGUCUGUAUCCUCAACCCCCAAACCCACCACGCCUGGUGGUGCUUUACCUGUGACUGAACCACUCGAACCAACUCAAGAACCAGAGGAGCCGAGAACAGAUCAGGUUGGGUCCCUCAGUGUGAUAGAUGCUGGACUAGUCCUUAAUUACACGGUAGGGAAUCUGGACAAGUGGACAAUUUAUGAAGUUAAAGUGCGUGCUGUUACGGUUGCCCCAGGACCAUUUAGUGACAAGGUUAUUGUACGCACCAGUGAAGAUGUUCCUAGUCAGCCACGCCAAGUGUUUGCAAAGGCUGUAAAUUCCACUGCAAUUUUUGUGAAUUGGACUGAGCCAACAGAGAUAAAUGGUCACCUUGUUCAGUAUCAGGUUAAAUAUUCUGCAAAAUUUUCCUCGGAAUCAGUAAUUACCAAAGAUGUUGGUCUAAACAGUAGUGCAGUCCUGGCAUCGCUAAAUCCUUUCACCCUUUAUGCGAUCAACGUCAGUGCAUUCACAAGGAAAGGGGAAGGAAGUCAUGCGAGUGUUGAGCUACUAACAGAUGAAGCACGGCCAUCGACACCUCAGAAUCUCUCCGCCCAGAGUGUAAGCUCGACAGAAAUCCUAGUUUCUUGGAAAACACCAGCAAACACUAAUGGCAAAAUAAAAUACAGAUUGUCGUUUUACAAGACAUCAGAACUGAGUGCAGUGACUAAGCUGGUGUAUGAUGGGAACGCAACUCAACACUCGGUAUCUCACCUGAGGCCUUACACUCGGUACACCUUCGAAGUUGUGGCUUACAAUGUGAAAUACAAUCUGUCAAGUUCUUCAAUUGAUACCUCGGAGAAAACAGACCAAGAUUACCCUUCAGGUCCUCCACAGAGUGUGCAUGCCAUAACCAAUUCAUCUUCAUCCAUCAUUCUCAACUGGCUGCCUCCAAGAGUAGAUCAACAGAAUGGAGAAAUAAGAAGUUACAAAAUUAAAAUGCGCGGCGGCGAUCCUUUGUACACGACGAUAAACACGAAGAAUAAUUCAACAACAUUACCAAUUACUGGUCUACAGGCGUACACUAAUUACAGCUUCGAGUUGCAGGCAGUUAAUGACGAAGGGGUGGGCCCCUACAGUAGUCCUGUUAUAAGCAGAACUUUUGAAGCAGAACCGUCAUCUCCACGAAACGUCACAGCUGUGGCUGUGAACUCGACGGCAAUAAAAGUUUCCUGGAUCAAAGCGUUGCAUCCAAAUGGUAUUAUUCUUUACUGGCUUUAUAUGCGUCUGAGUCAAGAGGAUGAGCAAAAAGAUCAAGUGGUGCAUCGAGGAAUGGACACUUCUUAUGUUGCAGCUGAUUUACAAGAGUAUGUCAUGUAUACAUUCACUGUCGUGUCUGUUAACAUCAGGCACAGCUGGAAAAGCAAGCCAGUGGUUGUCAUGGAAACUACUCAUCCUGCAGAGCCUACAGGUCCUCCAAAAGACAUCCUUGCCUGGACUCUUUCUUCAAUGUCGAUACUAGUUAAAUGGAGUCCUCCUCUGCCUUCGGAGCAGAAUGGCGUCAUCUUGCGAUAUACUGUACGUUACAGAUCACAAUCCAGCCAGUUAAAAAGCCUGGAUACAGCUGACAAUAGCACCAGCAUCGAAGUGAAAAACCUUACCAUCUUCACCAAGUACUGGUUUACAGUAAAAGCUUGGAAUGUGGUAGGAGCUGGUCCAGAAAGUGAACCAGUCCAUAACACAACUUCUGAAGACACGCCUUCACCUCCUGUAAAUAUUGUCGCCAAGACAAUCAACUCCACAGCCAUCAAAGUGACAUGGCAAACGCCGCUUUACCCAAAUGGCGAGAUCAAUUACAGGUUGUACUACUGGCUGAGCAGCGAGGGAGUUGGUUCCAAACGUUUGGCAUACGACGGUCCUUCAUUGGAGCAUACUGUGGCAGGGCUCCACGAAUUUGUCACUUACACCUUCAUGUUACAGGCAUACAAUGUCAAGCAUUUAUGGAUUAGUACAGCAAUCAAUGCUACUGAAACUACACACCCAGCAGAGCCCUCUGGUCCUCCUCUGAAUGUUAAAGCACUUACAAUGUCAUCGACCUCAAUUCUCGUUGGAUGGAGCCCUCCUAGUGAACUGGACAGGAAUGGAAUCAUCACUCAUUAUAUCGUGAAAUACAGCUCCCUUGACAGCGAAUCGUCCAUCAACACCACUGACAAUGCCACGCAGAUCCUUGUGAGAAAUCUAAGAAAAUACACCAAUUAUUCCUUCACUGUUCGGGCGGUUAAUAAGAUUGGUGUCGGCCCGCCUAGUGUAGAUAAUGUAAGAAAUACCACUUCUGAAGACGUGCCUGGUGAACCAGUCGUCGUAAAUGUCAGCUCAAAGACCAAUUCCUUAGAAGUGACCUGGGAGCCGCCCACGGAGCCGAAUGGUAUUAUCACAACGUUUCGACUAUGCUGGAUUCUUUCUGCGGAGUACAAUAAAACUUGUGUUUCCUUGAAUGGUGGUGCGAGCCGGUAUGAGAUUCGUAAUCUGACUGCAUUUUCUGAAUAUGCUGUUUCCCUCGCUGCCGGUACCUCAAUAGGCCUGGGGCCGUUUUUCACCAGAGUCGACAAAACAGCUGAAGGAGUUCCUUCGAAACCGCAAGAUUUAAGAGCUUGGAAUACCAGCGCAACGUCCAUUUUUGUCACGUGGAAGAAACCAGCGAGCAUUAAUGGCAUUCUGAAAGGAUACCAGGUGUUUAGCCGUCCGACAGAAGACACGGGCGAGCCUUCACCAAAGGAUGCCGGUCUCCGCACAAACUUUACACUGUCAGGAUUGGAGCCGUACAAUCACUAUAACGUUGCUGUCCAGGCCCUCACGAGCGCUGGCGGAGGAGAGAUGAGUAGGGUAAUGGUCAUGACUGACGAGACAGCACCAUCUCCAGUUAGGGAGGUAUCAAUUCCACCAGAGAAGAUAACAAGCUAUUCCAUUGAAGUGAGAUGGCUUCCACCUGAAAAAAGAAAUGGCGAGAUCGGUUAUUAUUUCUUUUACUGGGAAUCAUCCGCUGGUUCGACGACCGCUGAAAGCUUCGUAAUACCAGGAAGUGUGCAUUAUAAACUUGUCAGCGGUUUAAAGCCAUUUACGAAUUACACGUUUUCGGUGGUGCCAUACAACUUGAGAAAGAAUCUCAGCGGGCACCCUUUUGAUCGAGAAGGGCAAACCAGUGCUACAUUCCCUAGUGGACCGCCACGGAAUGUGAAAACCGACAGCGCGACUUCUACGUCAUUCACGUUAACCUGGGACCCGCCUCUAGAGCCAAACGGUAUCAUCCUGGGAUAUGUCGUCAUGUACUACGAAUGCGACGAACCGGAUAAAAAGAAUAUCCAUGACAACAUCAAUGAACGCAAGCAAACCAUCAAAGACUUGCACCCUUAUCGAUGCUAUCGGAUGCUCGUGGCCUGUAAAUCAAGCGGAGGUUUGGGGGCGUAUUCUAACUGGGUUGAGCGUUGGACCAAGCCUGGAGUUCCUCCUCCCCUUGGCACAUUAGCGCCGCCUGAUAAAGAGACUAUUGAAAGUUUCUCUUUCAGAGUGGACUUGACGGAAGCGUCAAAUGAAAAGGGUGUUGUACGCUACUACCAAGUGAUAGUGCGAGAGCUCGCAACAGACAACAGAGACCAACCGGUGCGCGCCCAAGACCCUGAACUUUACAAAGUGGAAGACCUGUACACGUACGAAGAGGCCCGAAAGAUGAAACCACAGUUGGUGCCUUACAUCGCAGCUGAAUUUCACGCGAGUGACUUCGAUCGUUACCAGAGCUUUGUUGUGGGCGACGGUUCACGUAGCAGUAAGGUCUCCGAAGAUGUAUUGGGUCGACGGAGGAAGCGAGAGGAAAAUACCAUUGAAUACUAUAACGGUCCCCUCGAGGAAAAUACUUUCUAUGCCGUGUUUCAGCGAGCCUAUGUUAACAAGGAUGUUUACACCUCAAGUUCUUGGAUUGAACCGGUAGAAACAGCGGCCGCUGUCAGUCCCACAGAACCACCUGGAUCUUCCACAAACAUUGGUCUCGUUGUGGGAAUUGUUCUAGUUCUCCUCAUUGUUCUAAUUGUAUUAGCAGCUGUAUACUUUAUCAGGAUAAAACGUCAAAAUUCGGACACCGUGUUGGAUGACAGGGAUGAAUUCUCGAACGGUCGACCCGUGAGAAUGAAAAAGAUGAGUCGCAAGCGACGCUCUCUUCAGAAGAAGCGUUUAAUGGGAAGUACAGAGUCAUUGGGUGGUCUGGAAGAGUUGGCCGCCAGCAGAGCAAGGCGUCACCCCGUUCCAAUUGAUGACUUCGAAAGACACGUGGAUCGAAUGCAUAUGGACGGUGAUCAUGGCUUCUCCGAGGAGUAUCUGCUUGUCCAACCCGAUGAAGAAUUCUCAUUCCAGCAAUUCUUGAAUCCUGCCAACAAAUACAAGAACAGAUACGCCAACAUUGUUGCAUAUGACCACACCAGAGUGCUCCUGAACCCGAUUGACGGCGUACCUGGAUCUGACUACAUCAAUGCUAAUUUUCUCGAUGGUUACAACAGGCAGCGCGCCUAUAUAGCGGCACAAGGACCGCUGAUGGAAACGUUUGAUGACUUCUGGCGCAUGAUCUGGGAACAGAUGUCGUCCAUUAUCGUGAUGCUGACAAAAUUAGAAGAGAGGGGGAGGCGGUUACAAAUGCAGUACUGGCCUGAACGUGGUACGAGGAAUUACGGUCAGGUUCAAGUGACCUUGAAAGAAACUCUCAACAUGUCUCACUACACCGUGAGAAAGUUGGUGAUGACUCACAAAAUGUACCCUGACGAUGAACGUGUCGUUAAGCAGUUCCAUUUUACGGCGUGGCCAGAUCACGGGGUACCGUCCCACUCCACCCCCCUGCUAUCGCUGGUGCGUCACACGUUCUCUUCCAAUCGAGAAUCGAUCGGUCCAAUGGUGGUACAUUGCAGUGCGGGUGUUGGUCGCACGGGGACUUUUAUUACCCUGGAUGUUAUGCUACAGAGGAUAAGCCAGGAAGACAGUAUUGAUGUGUUUGGUUUUGUGCGUCAAAUGAGAUAUCAGCGAAACUUCAUGGUGCAAACUGAGGCCCAGUACGUGUUCAUUCACGAUGCCUUGCUUGAAGCCAUCACCUGCGGAGUUACUGAGGUCGAGGCCAAAGAUCUCGGCGCCCGCAUACGGGAACUUCGUCAAGUCGACUCGGAAACCGGUUAUACGUAUUUGGAAAACGAGUUUUGCCGGUUGGCUAAAGAAGAGAAUCAUCCUAUCGCUUUCAAGAGCGCCAGCCUUAACUGCAACACUUCAAAGAAUCGAUAUGCAAAUAUUCUGCCAUUUGAGAGCACUAGAGUACAUUUGAAGAUGAGGCCUGGGGAAAUGGGAUCUGAUUACAUCAAUGCUAACUUCAUCGAUGGUUACUGCCAGCCAAGAGCCUACAUAGCAACCCAAGCCCCAGUCCCCGACACGUUUGAAGAUUUUUGGCGGAUGGUGUGGGAACAAGAGUCUGCUGCUGUGGUGAUGCUGACGAGAGAGGAGGAGGCCGGGAAGGUGAAGUGCCAUCGUUACUGGCCUUCCGAGGGAUCUCGCUUGUAUGGUGUCAUUCUUGUUGAACUAGUAGAGGAAGCGUCGUUUGGCGAUUACAUUUCCAGGAAAUUUAAGCUCACACACACCGAGGAGAAAGACUCUCGCACCGUAUGUCAAUUUCAGUACACGGAUUGGCCAGAUACUGGACUGCCGGACUCUGGAGUGGGGAUUGUGGACCUCAUUGGUCAAGUACAGAAAUGGCAGCAACAGAGCGGUAAUACAGCUAUUGUCCUACACUGCAGUGGUGGUGUCGGUCGUACAGGAGUGUUCUGUGGAAUCAGUAUGAUGAUCGAGCGUCUGAAGGCCGAGGGAGUGAUUGACGUUUUCCAGACAGUUCAGGCCAUGAGACUUCAGAGGCCCGCAAUGGUGCAAACCGCGGAGCAAUACGAAUUCUGCUACACGACGCUGCAAGAGUACUUGGAUUCGUUUGAUUUAUAUGCAAACUUCCAGUAAGGGGCUCCCAAUGGGUUAAUCCAAUCAGUGAUGGAUUGUUAAAUUCUCUUAAACUAUUUUAAAUAACCGCGAGAGUAAUGGAUCUGAGUAAUGGACCCCUGGAAAGACUUUCUGACCGGAAAAUAGAUUCUCUCGGGGAGAAAUAACCAAAAUGUGUGGGAAACAGAAAUAUUAAUUAUCGAACUCGAAGAAAUAAAAUCAAGUUCGUAUAUCAAUUAUAUUUUGACAAGAAAACGAUUUUUGAAGGGAGAAAAAAUGCGUUAAUAAGACAAACAUUAUAGCAAUGCGAACAGAAUUGAAAUUAUCUAUUUUUAUACGAAGUUUAGAAUAAGUCUAUUUUUCCAAUGUUACUGGUGCGAUAGCUUUGCGAUAUCCAGAAAGAACGAACGUUUUGUAUAAUUGAAGCUGAUUUUAUAUAAGUUAAAAUGAAAAUCUGCCGGUAAUGAAGGAUUUAGCUUUGUGAAUCAGUUGGACUGUACAACAGUCGGUUGACGAGCGCUCCUUACGAAAAAGGACGUGUAAAAGUUAUGAAUGAGGCAGGAACGCGAGAUCCACUCGUGAGACUCGCGCGGCAAACGCGAGGUGUGCGCAUGGCCAGCAGGAGGUCGGCGCAUGGCAAGCGUGAGGUACGUGCGUUGUAAGCCCAAGACUGACUUACUGCAGUUGUUUUUUCUAAAAGGAGAAAAGAAAGACUCUUGCAGUCAGCAAAGCGGCAGUGAUUUGGUUUUUAGUGAAAUUGUAAGCGAUUGUUCAACUCCCAGUCGAAGAAUUGAAGACUUCGUUUUAUAAGGCAUUACGAUUAAAAUUUAAUUAUUUAGCUUUUCUAGUACUGAAUUUAGUCAUUAAAAGAGAACUGAUAGUGAUAUUUUUGAACGCUGUUCUGUCAGCCUGUCACGAACCGUUGCGUGACUCGCCGGAGGCUAAUCGGAGCUGUGGCUUCGACAGUCCAGGAUCAAUAGUGUUAUGUGGGGUGAAUUAAAUAUACCAUCCACAAGUAAAUCCAGCACCCAAAAUAUGUUCCUUUUUUUCAUAUUUGGUGCUGAUUAAUUGAAAGAAACCCAUGUUCAGGUCUUUUUUAGAUAAUCUGAACUUUUCUAUUUUUAUGAUAUUGAUAGCAUAUUUUUUGAAGAAGAGCUCUUGUUAUAUAAUUAAAACAAAAUUGUAGAAAAUGUUGGACUUG
Messenger RNA from Orbicella faveolata, 8700 nucleotides. RefSeq names its product receptor-type tyrosine-protein phosphatase delta-like. Gene Ontology annotation, biological process: protein dephosphorylation. Gene Ontology annotation, molecular function: protein tyrosine phosphatase activity; protein binding. Lineage: Eukaryota; Metazoa; Cnidaria; Anthozoa; Scleractinia; Merulinidae. The record is from RefSeq and is a predicted model, not a curated record.